This is a messenger RNA of Salvia splendens (bonfire salvia), 1102 nucleotides long. Its product is annotated as UPF0098 protein TC_0109-like. The transcript is spliced from 2 exons. The record is from RefSeq and is a predicted model, not a curated record. The coding region runs from base 325 to 984 and encodes 219 amino acids. NCBI's taxonomy places the organism in Eukaryota, Viridiplantae, Streptophyta, Magnoliopsida, Lamiales, Lamiaceae.
UUUAGUCCGUCUCUAAUUUUAGAAAUUCUUUUUUCUCUAAUGAGGUGAGACUCAUUCUCCACUUUCAAUACUUUCAAUACUUUCAUCGUUCCAAACUCAAAGUACAUAUGUCUUUGGGGACGGAGGGAGUGUAGUAUAAAGACAAAGUGGUAGAGCGCUCGCGCACGGGGUUCGAUUCCCCGCACCUCCAAUUAACUCUACUUUUGACGUUGACGUGGACAUUUGUGAUUGGUGUUUUGAUGUUUUUCUUUGUGAUUGGCAAUUUAGAAUUUAGUUGUUGAUAAGGACUCAGGUUCUCUCUUGCAACGAUAACACGUGCAUUCCAUGUGUCAGCAGCCGACCCAUCCAUCCCCCAACUUCUAUAACUUUCCAACACAAUCCACAUGUCCCCAUAAGAUCAACACACGGUUUAUAAAACAACCGAUCCAAUAUCAACCUCAUCGUCAUCCCCUACAAAAAAACAAAAGAAGAGGAAGAAAAAAAGAAACCGAAAUGGCAAAUUCAAGCGAGGAAUUCCGGCUAACCCUGCCCGGCGUGAGCCAGGAUGGGCGGCUGCCCCGCCAUUACCAGGCUGAUGGGCAGGGGGCGAAGAAGAACAUCUCGCCCCCUGUCGAAUGGUACAACGUGCCGGAGGGGGCCAAGAGCCUGGCUCUUGUGGCGCGAGACAUUGACGCGCCUGAGCCAGAGGCCCCCAUCGUCCCGUUUAAUAUAUGGGUGGUUGUGGACAUCCCGCCCACAAUGAAGGGGCUACCAGAGGGGUUUUCCGGCAAGGAGGCGGAAGCCGGGAUUAAAGAAGGGACGAAUGAUCUCAAGAAACACGGCUGGGAGAUGCCUAAGAUGCCCAACCCCGGCCACCGGAUUGAGUUCAAGCUUCUUGCUUUGGAUCUAGAAUUGAAUCUUGGCAAUAAGGUGACGGUGGACAAGUUGUUGGAAGCAAGUGAAGGGCACGUUGUGGGCGAGGCCGUUUUCAUAGUUACUACCUAAGUUAGUAUAGUAUUUGUAAACCACAUUUCCUUUAUAUUCGGCUACUAUAAUAUCUAUAUAUGUAUGUUUUGGGUUUAAUUUGGACUUCUCAAUAAAUAUUAGCAAAAUUUAAGCGCGA